CGGUCUUUCGGGCUUAUAUUGAGUAAUAACUUGUCCUUCAGGAUCGUAUUCGCUAUUGGCACGUCAUCGGCACGACCGAAAAAUUCGCCAUAAUGGCGUCUAUGGUCGCACUCUGACCACACCUCACCCUUGGAUCACAAGAGGCAGGUCCCUAAGUUGGCUGACGGCGUGGGUUUCGUAUAAGACGGUCUAUAACCUAGUGCUUGAGGAUCAAAAUCUCCACCUACAGUAGGGGUUCUCUUCUCCACCUCUACCAUGUCGAAGUUCUUCUCCUCGAAGCACGGAGUCACAUCGGCGACGACAUCUAACGACACCAAGGAGAACGAAGUACCACAAACAGAUAUUGACAAUGGCUCUCUCUACCAUGUUCGCCAGGCCAAGCGCCAGAUCGGUGUCACUUCCGCCGUCUUCCUGAUCUUUAACCGCAUGAUCGGCACUGGCAUCUUUGCUACACCCAGCGCCAUCUUCACCCUCUCCGGCAGUGUCGGCCUCUCUCUCUUCAUAUGGGUUGCGGGCAUGCUCAUCGCCGCCGCCGGUAUGGCCGUCUACCUCGAGUUCGGCACGGCUAUCCCUCGCAAUGGUGGUGAAAAGAACUAUCUCGAGUUCGUCUAUCGCAAGCCCAAGUUCCUGGCUACCGGCCUAUACACUGGAUACGUCGUCCUCCUUGGCUGGGCUGGAUCCAACUCUGUCGUCUUCGGAGAGUACAUCCUACACGCUGCGAAUGUUGAAGUCAACCGCUGGAACCAGAGAGGCGUCGGCCUCGCUUGUAUCACCACUGCUUUUCUCAUCCACGGUCUGGCUCUGAAGUGGGGACUAAGACUGCAGAACCUCCUCGGGAUAAUCAAGCUGCUGAUCAUUCUCCUCAUCGUCGUAUCCGGCUGGGCAGCAUUGGGAGGCGCGCUCAAGAUCGAUAAGCCACACAACUUCGAUAAUGCCUUCAAAGGCACGACGGGUAGCGCGUACGGAGUCGUCACGGCCCUAUACAAUGUCAUCUGGAGUUAUAUCGGCUACAGCAACGCCAACUACGCUCUGAGCGAAACAAAGAAUCCCGUGCGCACAUUGAAACUUGCUGCACCGUUAGCUCUCGGUUCGGUCGCGGUCCUCUACAUGUUCGUGAACGUCGCCUACUUUGCCGCUGUACCCGCCGAGGAGAUCAAGGCUGCGAAGCGCCUCGUGGCUGCUUCUUUGUUUCGCAAUGUUUUCGGACCAAAGGCUGAACGCGCGCUGUCCGUCUUCGUUGCUCUCUCCGCCUUUGGUAAUGUCCUCAGUGUCAUUUUCUCCCAGGGUCGCCUGGUGCAAGAGCUUGGUCGCGAAGGCAUCCUCCCAUUCUCGCGUCUAUGGGCCAGCAACCGUCCUUUCAAUGCGCCGCUUGCCGGUCUCUUCGAGCAUUGGCUCGUCUCGGUCAUCCUCAUGUUGGCGCCUCCGCCAGGUGACGCGUACAACUUCAUGGUCAAUGUCAUUUCUUACCCUCUGGCCAUUGUGAACGUUUUCGUCGCCGGCGCUCUUAUCCAUCUCUACCUCAAUCGCAGCAAGUGGAACUGGAACCCGCCGAUCCGUGCGUCUCUGCCAGUUGCAAUCUUCUUCCUACUCAGCAACAUCUACCUCGUCGUUGCGCCUUUCGUGCCACCAAGCAACGGAAACAGCGUCUACGAGUCCUUGCCAUACUACCUCCACUGCGUCGUCGGUUUUGGUAUCAUUGCUGCUGGUGGCGUUUACUGGUUGAUCUGGGCCAAGAUCUUGCCAAAGAUCGGCCGUUACACACUUGUGAGGGAGGAAGUGGUUGAUGAAAUUGAUGGCUGGGAGAGGCACAUCUUCAGACGCGUACCAAACGUGAAGUCAACCUAAUUUGUAACGGCCAUGUAUAAGAUAGCGUAAAACAUUUCAAUGGGAACAACCCUCCGUUCGAACAAUUCACUCGAUUAUCCACUCUUCUCCCCGUGUAUAGUCAGCCGCAUCAACUACAGAACAAAUUCGGCCCAUCCGACCUACAAGUCGUAGUCUGCGUAUCAGCAAUCUUCGUCCAUGUACCCUUCACCUUCUUGAUCCC
Messenger RNA from Cucurbitaria berberidis CBS 394.84, 2047 nucleotides. RefSeq names its product amino acid transporter. The coding region runs from base 256 to 1845 and encodes 529 amino acids. The record is from RefSeq and is a predicted model, not a curated record. The transcript has 2 exons. Gene Ontology annotation, cellular component: membrane. Gene Ontology annotation, biological process: amino acid transmembrane transport. Lineage: Eukaryota; Fungi; Ascomycota; Dothideomycetes; Pleosporales; Cucurbitariaceae. Gene Ontology annotation, molecular function: L-amino acid transmembrane transporter activity.